This is a messenger RNA of Aspergillus mulundensis, 1515 nucleotides long. RefSeq lists its product as uncharacterized. The coding region runs from base 1 to 1515 and encodes 504 amino acids. The record is from RefSeq and is a predicted model, not a curated record. Lineage: Eukaryota; Fungi; Ascomycota; Eurotiomycetes; Eurotiales; Aspergillaceae. The transcript is spliced from 2 exons.
AUGUCCCAGCAAAAUGGGGUUUUUCCAUCCCUCGCUUCUAUAGAAGCCGCGCCACCAACCCACGGAUCUGAGACCAGGAGCACUACUGGCUCUCUGUCAUAUUCGCAUCCGUCAACCUCAUACAACUCGCCUACCAGGCCGCAUGGAUCCACUUCCAACCGGUCUGGUACAAUAUCUACUAGGGUUCAUAUCCCAAAGCUUUCGGCAGCUACGACGGAGCUCCUUGCGCGGAUCGCGGGUAAUAUCAAAGGAACGCAGCAAAAAGUGCGGAGAGAUGACCAAACACCAAUCAGCUUGAACCCUUCGCCUUUGAGCUUAAAUCAAAAUACUCAAAACAGCAAAUUCAGGCGUGCAGGCAGGAUGAGGUUUUCUUCCAUUAUCAUCGAGCUUCCAGAGCCACCCUUCGUAUACCCAUCCAGGGUAGAGGCGCCUGCUGUUGCCCCAAGUCCUGCUCCUGAGUCUCAGCCGCCCUCCAACGGCAUCAAUGGAGCAUUAUCUGAACCUGAUGGCUUGGUUAAUAUCGCUUCUAAGCCAUCAGUACCCUCUCCAACCUCAACAGCCGCACCAGCUGUCCCACAAGUGCCAGAACAGACACAGCUACCGUCAAACCAAUUACGAUCUUCCAACGACCUCAAUGGAUCUCUUAUAAAGGCUGAUAACUCGACAAAUGCUGUUCUCAGACCAUCGGUGCCGCAUUCAGCAUCAUUACCAGGGCAAGUGAGAUCGGAAGAGCCAGCUCAUACGCAACCACCGUCAGAAAAUCAAUCACUAUCGUCUAGCGUCAUCGACGGGGCUCUAGCAAAGCACAGCUCGGCCCAUAAUGAUCCUAGUCCAGCGGUGUUAUAUCCAACACAAACACCAUUACCAGUUGGGCCAUCGACCCAUACACUAUUACCAUCGCAUCGCACAUCAUCUGACAACGUUCAUGAUUCUUCAGCGAAAACCGAUGACUUAGUUAAUAUCGCUCCGGGGCCGCUUGUGGCAGAUCUAAGUCCAGCGCCAGCGCCUGUCCCAAAAGUAUUAGUCGGUAUACAACCGUCGUCAGGGCACCAGCCGCCUCGACCAUCAGCACCAUCAGCACCAUUGGCACGAGUUCCCACGAUAUUGAAGGUCCCUAGUUCAUAUUUACUCAGACUCUCGACAACGGCGCCUAGCAAAGCCACAUUUACAGCUAGUCAACGGCGAGGCUCUGGGAUCAGAAAAAGUGGAUCGAACAAGCGCAAACGUGGCCAUGACAGUGACGGUGAAGAUAUCAUCCGAGCCGUCGACUCUAGCUCAGACGAGUCAGAUAUCGCACCGACGGCAACGCAAACAACAUCUGGUAGGCAAGUGAAAAGACCUUCGUUAUAUGUGCCUUCACCUCUCACCCCAGCUCUUCCCAGAGAAAGCAGUAGCCUUGUUGGGACUUCCGACAGAGCCAAAGGGCUCCAUCCAGCAACACUAUCGUGUACUGCGAUGGGUGCAAUCGCCCAUGGCAUCAGCACUGUCAUGACCCGCCCAUCGAGAAUGAGGUAA